Molecule: messenger RNA, 804 nt
Organism: Gigantopelta aegis
Lineage: Eukaryota; Metazoa; Mollusca; Gastropoda; Neomphalida; Peltospiridae
Product: collectin-12-like
Exons: 6
Coding region: 1-804 (267 amino acids)
Source: RefSeq, a predicted model, not a curated record
AUGAAAGAGCAGCAACCGUCUUCCGGCUGUACAAUAACCUUGUGGUUCUUACUGGGAAUCCAAAUAGCCGCGUUUGUGGCCGUCACGGUUUACCAUGCAGGGAAGAUCAGGGAUCUGGAGACUCGGCCUAGCAACUACGCCGACGUCAUGCGAGAUUUAGUGAACGAGCUGGAGAAACUGUCGCACGAGUCUGACGUCAGUCGAAGGAAAAGGGAGGUAAAUCCUGUGAUCGCUGAACUGUCGGAUCAACUGAAACGUGCACAGCCCGCGGCGCAGUGUAACGUGAGCUGCGCGCAUGACGUCGUCAGCUUACUGAAGGCUUACGUCAACUUCAACAACAACCUGCCCAACAAGCGACAGUCAGAGAAACGUCAAACCGGAACCGGAAACAAUCUGGGCGACCUCUUCCGAGAGUUGACAGAAAUCGAGAUCCACAAACUGGAACAGUACUGCAAAGACAACAACAAAAUAUGUCUUCCAGGUGCGAAAGGUGAGCCGGGUGUGGCGGGUCCUUCAGGGGUGGGGGGCGCACCUGGCCCCAAGGGCAGUAAAGGUCAGACAGGAGCCGCUGGAAUAGCAGGAGCCGCGGGUCAGAAGGGAGUCACAGGUGGACGAGGAGUCAAGGGAGACACAGAAAGUCGAGGCCUCAUGGGGCCAGCAGGGCCCGCUGGACCCAAGGGAGAGAGGGGUAUCAUGAGCCCCCCAGGACCGCGGGGGCCGAAAGGGGCCAUGGGAGUUCAGGGGAUUAAAGGGGACCGAGGUUUUGAGGUAGGCAUCAACAAUGUCGACUUUGUUUUAUUGUAG